This is a messenger RNA of Nicotiana tabacum (common tobacco), 4130 nucleotides long. Its product is annotated as hyperosmolality-gated Ca2+ permeable channel 1.5-like. Lineage: Eukaryota; Viridiplantae; Streptophyta; Magnoliopsida; Solanales; Solanaceae. Gene Ontology annotation, cellular component: plasma membrane. Gene Ontology annotation, molecular function: calcium-activated cation channel activity. The record is from RefSeq and is a predicted model, not a curated record.
CAAAACAGAUCACAUUCAAGUCACCUUGCCCCCCAUAAUAGCCAUUUUUCAGAUGUUUCUUUUUUCAUGUACCUCUCUUUGUCAGUUUCUGCUUUUAUCAUCUUUCUUUAAUUAUUAAAACAGACCCUGUUGAUCUUCUAUUCAACUGUCCUUUUGAAUUCUUUAAUUCACAGUUCCAUUUUCUGAUAAGAAUUCUCUCUUCUUUGGCAAGUCCAAGAAGUACUUUCAUCAGUCACAGAGUACGAAUCUCUACACCCUUUUCUUAGUUUUAGAAAAGUCUUUGAAGCAGAAACAUGGCCAGUCUGAGUGAUAUAGGUGUCGCAGCUGCUAUUAACAUUCUGAGUGCAUGUAUUUUUUUAAUUGCAUUUGCAAUCCUUCGAAUACAACCUGUCAAUGAUAGGGUAUACUUCCCGAAAUGGUACCUAAAGGGUCUAAGAAGCAGUCCUUUGCACUCGGGUACGAUUGUCAACAAGUUUGUGAACUUGGAUUUCCGUGCAUACCUGAAGUUUCUGAAUUGGAUGCCUGCUGCAUUGCAAAUGCCAGAACCGGAGCUUAUUGACCACGCAGGAUUGGACUCUGCUGUCUACUUGAGGAUUUAUUUGAUAGGGCUUAAAAUAUUUGUCCCAAUUGCUUUUAUUGCUUUCUCAGUCAUGGUUCCGGUUAAUUGGACCAAUCGUACAUUGGAGCGUUCUAAUUUGACUUACAGUGACUUAGACAAGCUUUCAAUUUCAAAUAUUCCUCUGGGAUCACAGAGAUUCUGGACCCAUCUGGUAAUGGCUUACAUCUUUACUUUCUGGACUUGCUAUGUGCUGAAAAGGGAGUAUGAGAUAAUUGCAUCGAUGAGGUUGCAUUUUCUUGCAUCAGAACGUCGACGACCAGAUCAAUUUACAGUACUUGUCCGAAAUGUGCCACCAGAUCCUGAUGAAUCAGUGAGUGAGCUAGUGGAGCACUUUUUCAUGGUCAACCAUCAAGAUCAUUAUUUAACUAAUCAGGUUGUAUACAAUGCCAACAAGUUAACAACGCUAGUCAAUGAGAAGAAGAAAAAGCAGAAUUGGCUUGAUUAUUAUCAACUCAAGUAUACUAGAAAUCAGUCCAAAAGGCCCACAUUAAAGACUGGUUUUCUUGGCUUAUUCGGCAAGACCGUUGAUGCAAUUGAUUACUAUACUUCUGAAAUUGAAAAGCUGUCAAAAGAAAUAUCUGAUGAGAGAACGAAUAUUAUUGGGAACUCCAAAUCUAUUAUGCCGGCGGCAUUUGUUUCCUUCAGAACAAGAUGGGGAGCUGCUGUUUGUGCACAAACACAACAAGCCAGAAAUCCAACACUGUGGUUAACUGAGUGGGCUCCGGAACCUCGUGACGUCUACUGGGAUAAUUUGGCAAUUCCUUAUGUUUCACUGUCAAUCAGGAGGCUUAUUGUUGCUGUGGCAUUUUUCUUCCUUACCUUCUUUUUCAUGAUUCCCAUUGCAUUUGUACAGUCCCUUGCUAAUAUUGAGGGAAUAGAGAAAGCAUUACCUUUCUUGAAAUCAUUGAUUGAAGCUAAAGCUGUAAAAUCCUUCAUCCAAGGGUUCCUCCCUGGAAUUGCGUUGAAGAUUUUCCUCAUCUUCCUCCCUUCAAUAUUGAUGCUGAUGUCAAAAUUUGAAGGAUUUAGCUCCAUAUCAGCUCUUGAAAGGAGAUCCGCAACAAGAUAUUAUAUUUUUCAGUUUGUUAAUGUGUUUCUUGGAAGCAUCAUUACUGGGACGGCAUUUCAGCAGCUAAAUAAUUUCAUGCAUCAGUCAGCAAACGAAAUACCGAAGACAGUUGGUGUAUCCAUUCCAAUGAAGGCAACCUUCUUCAUAACUUACAUAAUGGUGGAUGGGUGGGCAGGAGUUGCUGGAGAGAUACUUAGAUUGAAGCCAUUGAUAUUCUUUCACUUGAAAAACUUCUUUUUGGUGAAGACUGAGAAGGACAGAGAAGAGGCAAUGGAUCCAGGAAGUCUCGGGUUCAACACUGGUGAACCUCAGAUACAGCUCUAUUUCUUACUUGGCCUUGUUUAUGCUGUUGUGUCACCGAUCCUACUCCCUUUCAUCAUAGUAUUUUUCGGCCUGGCGUAUGUUGUAUAUCGGCAUCAGAUUAUAAAUGUCUAUAACCAGGAGUAUGAAAGUGCAGCAGCAUUCUGGCCUGAUGUGCAUGGUCGCAUCAUAACCGCGCUCAUAGUCUCUCAAUUGCUUCUAAUGGGACUGUUAAGUACAAAGGGAGCUUCUCAUUCAACUCCACUGCUUAUUACACUCCCUGUACUAACCAUAUGGUUCCAUUUGUUCUGCAAAGGUCGUUAUGAGCCAGCUUUUGUCAGAUAUCCAUUGCAGGAAGCAGUGAUGAAAGAUACGCUAGAACGUACAAGGGAGCCAAAUUUCAACUUGAAAGAGUACCUUCAGGAUGCUUAUAUCCACCCUGUUUUCAAAGGCGAAGAAGAUAUUGAGAGUGAUGCAGCCAGCAAAGAUGGGGAGCUGGAACCUUCACUCGUCCCAACAAAACGCCAAUCUCGUUUCAACACUCCAUUGCCAAGCAAAAGGAGUGGUUCAUCUCCUCCAUUAUUAUCCGAUUUUGAUGCAAAUACGCGAGUAUAGCUAGAAGCCUCUGAUUUAUAAGCAUACAGUGAGCAUCAUCACAGAUAAAGCCAACUUGAAGAGAGUAGCUUGGCCAAAGUAUAUUCUUAGUCGAAGCAUGCAAGUUUUUGUGAGCAGGCAGAAAUCUGUUUGGCCUGCAUGUUUCAAGGUUAUAGAGUUGUGUUUAGUCUUGUACAUAACCAUCUUGGUUCUCUAUUACUUUAAUUGGAAGUUGUUCUCAUUUCCUGUCUACAAUCAGCUGGUAAAAAGAUGGCAUAAAAACCUUGCCAUGUAAAUCAAAAACCUUUUAGAUGAAGACAACUCUAUUUUAAGGGGGAGAGAGGAUAUUUUUACUUCCAAGUUUCUCAUGACUAUGAAAGGAAAUGGUCAUUUCUUCUUUUGUUGGCAUUUUGCACUUUUGUCUAAGGCUCUUUUUUUUUUUCCUUUGCCAUUGCUGUCAUUGAAAACUACUGCAGCCCAAGAAAAGUAAAGAUGGGAUAUAGUAGAAAUUUUAAAUUAAAGAGAAAUGAAGAAUAAGGUUUACUGCACUUUUCACAGGAAAUGGCUCGUGAAAGCCUUGGCAUCUAUAGCAGAAAUUUUCAGUUUUCCAGAGGAUUUCCUAAUCAAUUUGGCACUAACAAAGACAGAGGGAUCCCAAGAAAGAAGAGUCUUGAUUUACCAUACUGCAAUUUUACUAGGAAAUGAUCCUUAUUUUGCCUAUGCACUCCUAAAUAUUCCUCAUUGACGGGCUGAAUGAACCAAUUACAUGUCCUAGGUCUCAGAAAAGAUUAUCCCACGUAGAUUAAAUUAGUGGAACUUCCUCCUAUUUGAUUAUUUUGAAUGUUGCAAAAAUACUUCUCCUAAUAGGAAUAUAUCUUCUAAUGAAAAAGUUUUUGCUAACUAGUAAAAGAACGAGAGGUAAAAAGUUAAAUCAUUAAUUAUCACAAAUGAGAAAAACAAAUAGGUGCCAAGAUAAGUUUUAUACCAGUUUCAUAGGUAAUACUGUAUUACCUUUUUCCAGUGCAUAAAAUAAUAGGGAUAUCAAAAACUGCAUAUAUCAAUGUUGUCAAUAGGAGUAAUUUACCAGCUGUGUAUCACUAAUCAAAAUAAAUUCAAACGAAUUAAACAAGAUAAAGAAAUUUAAACAAAACGAAUCAACAGUAAGAUAAAGGGAAUUAAACAAUCAACUCAGUGCUUCAAGAAUUGAUAGGUUUCUUUUUUUCACUGAGUGGGAUGAAGAGUUCAGAAGCAUUAAACAAUCCCUCCUUCCUAGAAUGGUAUCAGAUCACAGUCCAAUUCAGCUCACUUGUGGAUAAUGGGAAAGGUCAAAAUCAUAUUUCAAAUUUGAGAAUUGGUGGCUUGAGGUAGAAGGUUUCUCAGAUUUAGUAAAAGGGUGGUGGUCUUCUUUUGUGGUUAGAGGUAGACCAGACUAUAUUUUGGCUACUAAACUGAAACUGUUAAAAGGGAAAAUUGAAGGAAUGGAAUAAGGCCAAUUAUGGAAAUCUGGGGAACAGAAAAAUAGAAAUACUUGUUCAUAUUUCUGAGCUUGAC